CACACACACGCACGCACGCACAGGCAGACACACAGACACAAACGCAGGGAUGACUUGGACUUGACAGAACACACUCGGCUCGUACACAUCGCCCAUGGAACGCACGCGCCAGACGAUCAGAAUGAAACGAUCCGAUCUGAGGUCUGAGUAGCACAGAAUUGCGCAGCUGAGUGAUCCGAGUCGCUCCCUUUGCGCCUUUGUUUGGCACUGACUGCAAAAACUUCCACUAGGAUGGCUUUGGUCAUGGAACCUGUAAGCAAGUGGACAACGAACCAGGUGGUGGACUGGAUGAAGGGUCUGGAUGACUGUCUCCAGCAGUACAUUAAGAAUUUUGAGCAGGAGAAGGUCGGAGGCGAGCAGCUGCUGCGCAUCACCCAUCAGGAGCUGGAAGAUCUCGGAGUUUCUCGCAUUGGCCACCAGGAGCUCAUCCUGGAAGCCGUGGACCUUUUGUGUGCACUGAACUAUGGUCUGGAGACGGAAAAUCUGAAGACUCUGUCCCAUAAACUCAACGCCUCUGCUAAAAACCUGCAGAACUUCAUAACGGGCCGCCGGCGAGGAGGUCACUAUGAUGGCCGAGCAACUCGCAAGCUCCCCAACGACUUCCUCACCUCCGUGGUGGAUCUGAUCGCUGCGGCUAAAAGCCUCCUGGCCUGGCUGGACAGGUGUCACGUCUUCCUCAGGUCUCCUUUUGCCGCAGUGGCUGAUUAUUCCCUGACCAGGAACAACGUUAUCCAGCUGUGUCUGGAACUAACCACAAUAGUGCAACAGGACAACACAGUGUAUGAAACAGAGAAUAAAAUACUGCACGUGUGUAAGAUGCUGUCUGAUGUGUGUGACCACAUUAUCACACUCUCCUCAGACCCUAUGGUGUCCCAGGCUGCUCACCUGGAGGUGGUGCAACUGGACAACAUCAAAUCAACGGAGGGGCUGGGCAUGUACAUCAAGUCGACAUAUGAUGGCCUGCAUGUCAUCACAGGGACCACAGAGGGGUCUCCAGCUGACCGCUGUAAGAAAAUCCAUGCUGGCGAUGAAGUUAUUCAAGUCAAUCAUCAGACAGUGGUGGGCUGGCAGUUAAAGAACUUAGUCAACUCUUUACGUAGUGACCCUGCUGGAGUUUCCUUAACACUGAAGAAACGUCCUCAAAGCACUCUUACUUCUACGCCUGCCUUACUGAAGAACAUGAGAUGGAAGCCCCUGGCCCUGCAGCCUAUCUUCCCCUCGAGCCCGAGCAGUAGUGGAGCCACACCCACCAGCACCCUGAGCACACCGUCCAAACGAGACAGCUGUGCCCUCCAAGAUCUCUACUUUCCCCCGCCACCAGAUGAGCCGUAUGUACCCAGAGAGGGCAGCAAAGUCAGUGACACUUCCCAGCAUGAGGUUGCUAAGCGCUCCGAGUCGCCGAACUCUUUUCUAGACCAGGAGUGCCGGCGGCGAUUUCCAAUGAUGGAUGAGGACGCAGUUCUCUACUGUUACGAGUAUGACGCAAAUCGUGGGCCUCCUCCUGUGCGCAGGGAUGGUACUAUGACAUAUGGCAAACUGAGGCCCAUCUCUAUGCCGGUGGAGUAUAACUGGGUGGGCGACUAUGAAGACCCAGCCAAGAUGAAGAAAGAGCUCAGGAGAGAGAACUCCAUGCUCCGUUACGUUGGUGAGGAUAAGCCGGGUGCUGAGGAGUACGCCAUAGGACGAAGCAGCAGCAGGCGGAGCAGGAGGAAGAAUGACAAAGGGGGAAGCCCUGCCCAUUAUGCCUUGGUUCCAGCCCUUCAGAUGGAAAUGCUGAGACAGGAGUCAGUAUCCACACCCACCUCAGAUACCUCCUCCAUCUAUCACACAUUUGAUCAGUCCUCAGUGCUGUCGAAAUCGAAGAAGAAGUUGAGAGCUGGUUCACUAUCUUCCAUCAGUAAGCGCAGGAUUUCCUGUAAAGACCUGGGACAGGGAGAUUGCGCAGGCUGGCUUUGGAAAAAGAAGGAUGCCAAGAGUUACUUUUCUCAAAAAUGGAAGAAAUACUGGGUGGUGCUGAAAGACACCUGCCUAUAUUGGUACAUCAAUGAGGAGGAUGAGAAGGCUGAAGGCUUCGUCAGUCUUCCUGAUUUCAAAAUUGACCAAGCAAACGAAUGCCGUAAGAAGUUCGCUUUUAAGGCAUGUCAUCCUAAGAUCAAGAGUUUCUACUUUGCAGCAGAUAAUGUGGAUGACAUGAACAGAUGGCUGAGUCGAUUAAACAUGGCAGCAGCAGCUCACUCGGAGCAGGAGAGGAUUCGGCAGGAUCAUGACUACUGGAGUGAGAGUGACCAUGAAGACGUCGAGAACCUGUCUUCUAAACAGAACAGCCCUCCACCACCAUACGACACCUACCCUGCCUUACAGUUAAGCCCCUAUCCUGAGCCCAAACACAUUCGGCCUCCAUCCACAGAGACUGUGCAGCCGCGGUCUCCCCACGAUGAUUUCCAGAGUGAGAACCAGCGUGCCAGCAUGAGUGGCUCCAGCUCUCCUGCGCGAAAGUCAUCCAGCCAGCGACGGUCAUGGCAGGACCUGAUUGAGACGCCCCUCACCAGUUCGGGUUUACACUACUUGCAGUCUCUGCCUCUGGAGGAUGCGGUAUUCCUGGAACCCAAUGGAGCUAUGCCUGUGGAACUUCGGCGGCAGGCCACACUGCCACCUCAGCGAUGCCAACUGCCUGAGCGUCACGCACCACUGACCCCCAGCCCACUACCUCCCGCAGCCCGUAUAGGAAGGGAAGUAAAGCACCGCAGCUUUACUCUGCCACGUGAUAGUGGCCUGCACGCCAUACUAGCAGCCACAGCAGGGCCACCUGAACACAGAGAUGUCCAGCAGCACCAUCUGGGCCAGGCAUACAGAGAUACAGGUAUGGAGCGGGAGCGCAGGCAACAGGCUGAUUCACUGUGCGACCUGUAUCGAGCUCUGGAAAGGGCCAGUCUGUCCCCUGUGAAUGAGCAUAUGCCCAGCAACCGCCUGGAGUACAAGCGCUCAUUUGUCCGGCGUGGUAACGACCCCCUGCUCAAUGAGAAGCUGCACCGCCUGCGUAUACUUCAGAACACAUUCAAGGAUGUUCCACUCAAAGAGGCUGAGACAAAGAUCAUUCAUCGGGAUGUGUAAGGAAGGCCAGUGGCAAUCAGGAGUAGCCUAGUAAACUGUAGUCUUCACAUCUGUACAUAAAGAUUCUGUAUAUUAAUGUGAGACGAGCGUUACCUCUGCUCCAGUUUUAUUCUCUUCAUCUCUGCUUUCUUGUGGAGGUAGAUUUACAUGUACACUACCAGUCAACGGUUUUUGAAGAAUAUAUUGAGCAUGUUUUCCAUCGAAGGCCUUAGUAGGUAAAGCUAAUUAUUAGACAGUGGUAAUAUUAUCUGUAACCCACAUUUCAUUAUUUCAUGUCCUCCAUUAGAGAGUAAUCUAUGUAUAGAGCUUCCCCUCUGCUGACCAUGUCUACAAGGGGUUCUUAAUUUACCAUGGAUGUGCUUGGGUGUGCUUUUGCAGGCAUUAUUUGUGUGCAUGUGUGUGAGUGUGCUCUGUGAUGCAUGAGUAAAUGAUUAUCAACUGGAACCUAAAUUGUCAUACUGUAUGUUAAGUGCAUACUGUAUAGGGGUGCUUGCUUUUAUUAAAGUAAAAAGACAAAAACCUUUCUAAGUUUACUUGUACCUAUUCUCUUCAUAUGUAUUUUAAAUUAUAACAUUGUAUAAAGCCCAAAAAAUGUAAUAUAGGACGUCAUUUAUCCAUUUUCAGUGACUACUUUUACUCUGGCCAGGGUAGAGUUGUGGAAACACUUGGCAUGUGGCAGAAAAACAUGGAUGGUCUGCCACUUCAUCAUAGAGCACCAUGAACACACGCAUGUUCGGACAGUUGGCUGUAGAUCAGAGAAUCCAGAAGAAACCCACAUAAACACAGGAAGAAUGAAUUAAAAUGCACAUGCACAUACACUACCAGGCAAAAGUUUGGACACAACUUCUAGUUCAAUGGUUUUUCCUUUUUAAUUAUUUUAUUAUUAUUAUUAUUAUUAUUUAUUUUAACAUUGGACAAUCCGUUGUCUUGUGCACAGGAAGGGUGGGUACAGAGUUAACUGCUUUUUUAAUUUGACUACAAUUACUGUACAAAUCUACAUAAUGGCAACAAACACUCAGUUAAGUAAAGAGAAAAGACAGUUCGUAGUGAUGGACGGAUGGCUUAGGAUGAGUUGGAACUGACAGUGAAGAAAAGCAGCCAACAAGUACUCAACAUCUCUAGAAACUCAUUCAAGAUUGUUGGAAAACCAUUCCAGGUGAAUACGUCUUGAACCUGUUAUUUAGGCAAAAUGCGCCUAUUUUAAAUAAUUGAAAAUAUAUAUAACUUAACACAUUUUUGU
Messenger RNA from Clarias gariepinus (North African catfish), 4351 nucleotides. RefSeq names its product connector enhancer of kinase suppressor of Ras 2b (gene cnksr2b). Gene Ontology annotation, biological process: regulation of signal transduction. Gene Ontology annotation, cellular component: membrane; cytoplasm. The transcript is spliced from 22 exons. NCBI's taxonomy places the organism in Eukaryota, Metazoa, Chordata, Actinopteri, Siluriformes, Clariidae. Gene Ontology annotation, molecular function: protein binding. The record is from RefSeq and is a predicted model, not a curated record. The coding region runs from base 232 to 3111 and encodes 959 amino acids.